This is a messenger RNA of Phyllostomus discolor (pale spear-nosed bat), 4101 nucleotides long. It is a transcript of the gene ZNF483, whose product is annotated as zinc finger protein 483. Bases 262 to 2535 code for a protein of 757 amino acids. The transcript has 6 exons. Gene Ontology annotation, biological process: regulation of DNA-templated transcription. The record is from RefSeq and is a predicted model, not a curated record. Lineage: Eukaryota; Metazoa; Chordata; Mammalia; Chiroptera; Phyllostomidae.
CGCAGGCGCAGUGGUCCCCAGCCAGCUUGCGCGCGCAGCUUCUGCAGGACUAUCUUCUAGAAGCUCAUUGCGGUAGCGUUGGUCCUGGCUGCGGGCUCUGAUGCAGUUUCUGCAAGGCCAUAAACUGAAUCCUUGGAAUCGUGAUAUUGGCUGUGUGUAGUGCCUGUCGGUGAACUGUACUGAUACUCCACUGGAGUCUGAAGGGGACUGAAUUCUUGCUGGUGACACGCUUUGCAAGCCACAGCACCAUACCUGAACAACAUGACGGCCAUUCCCCCAGAGCCUCAAACUCUGGUCUCAGAUGAAGACAUCAAGGUCAUAAUAAUGGAUACACUUGGGGAUGAAGAAGCGACCCCGAGAGGAGACGAUGUUGACCCAGAGUCUUUCAGACAGAGGUUUAGGUGGUUUUGUUAUUCAGAUGAGGCUGGGCCCAGAAAAGCCCUGAAUCAACUCUGGGAGCUCUGCGUUCAGUGGCUGAGACCAGACAUCCACACGAAAGAACAGAUUUUAGAGCUUUUGGUGUUUGAGCAAUUCCUGACCAUUUUGCCUGGGGAGAUCAGGAUUUGGGUCAAGUCACAACAUCCUGAGAAUAGUGAGGAAGUGGUAACCUUAAUAGAGGAUUUGACCCAAACGCUUGAAGAAAAAGAAGAUCCAGUUUCUCAAGAUUCUGUUAUUUCUCAAGAGGAGAGCCCUGAAGAAGAUAGAACAGUUUCUGUCCUUCCAAAUACUGAGUCUGGGGAAUCCAUGACGCUCGAGGAUAUAUCUGUGAACUUUUCCAGAGGAGAGUGGAGGAAGCUGGAACCUUUUCAAAGGCAGCUAUAUAGGGACGUGCUGCUGGAGAACUUUAGGAACCUGGAAUUUGUGGGCUUUCCAGUUUCCAAACUAGACUUGGUUUCCCAGCUCAAGUGGGUUGACCUGCCCCGGCUACUGGAAAAAGAGGUCUCAAAAGGCUCCAGACCAGAGUGUGAACCUAGAGGUGAUCUGAAGAAAUCUGUUCAAAAUCAAGAUGCUCUUGUGGAUGAAUCGACUUUAGAUAAGAUAAUAGAGAGGUACCUCAUAGGUGGCGAUGAUGGCUUGACGGGAGAAUCUUCGAAACGUGGUAGACUAGAGGGGGACCGCAGCAGUAGGGAACGUUCACAAGUAGCAGGCUCACUAAAGAAAACUCACAAGAGAAGCUCUAAGGGUGAGGAAACUGACCCAGACAAGGGAAGUAGUUUCAAGAACACUUCGGAUAUAGUUAAACACGUGAGAGCCUACUUAAAGAAGAAGUCCCGGAAGUAUAACGAAAGCAAGAAACGCUUCAGUUUUCAUUCAGACCUGAUGACGAACCGCAAAGAGCACAUUGGAGAAAAGCCACGGAAACGUAGGGAACGCAGGAAAGUUCUAAGUCACUCUUCAUCACGUCCUGAACAUCAGAAACAUCAGAAAAUUUACAUGGGGACCAAGCCCCAGAAGUGCACUAACUGCGGGAUAGACUUCACUCAAAGCUUAUCCCUUGUUAAGAGAAGAAAAACCCCUAUAUGUGAGAAAUGUUGGAAAUAUGAAUGUCGGGAAAACGAAAGUCAGGAUGAAACCUCGAAGAAAGAUGAGGGAGUAGAGACUGCAGAGAAAACCCAUAAAUGCAGCAAAUGUGGGAAAGCCUUCGGCUAUAGUGCCUCCCUGAGCAAACAUCAGAGAGCGCACACUGGGGAAAAGCCCUAUCUGUGCGACGAAUGUGGAAAGUCCUUUAGUGACAGUUCAUCCCUGACGCCACAUCACAGGCCCCACAGCGGUGAGAAGCCCUUCAAAUGCGAUGACUGUGGGAAAACGUUCACCCUCGCUGCCCACCUCAUUAAACAUCAGAGAACUCAUACUGGAGAAAAGCCCUACAAGUGCAAAGAAUGUGGGAGACCCUUCAGUGACAGUUCAUCUCUAAUUCAACAUCAGCGAAUUCAUACUGGAGAGAAGCCCUACACGUGCAACAAUUGUGGGAAAUCCUUCAGUCAUAGCUCAUCGCUGUCCAAGCACCAGAGGAUCCAUACUGGAGAGAAGCCCUACAAAUGUGGCGAAUGUGGAAAAGCCUUCCGACAGAACUCUUGCCUCACCCGGCAUCAGAGAAUUCACACUGGAGAAAAACCGUACUUAUGUAAUGAUUGUGGAAUGACCUUUAGCCAUUUUACCUCUGUCAUUUACCAUCAGAGACUCCAUUCAGGAGAGAAACCCUACAAAUGCAGUCAGUGUGAGAAAGCCUUCCCUACCCAUUCGCUCCUCAGCCGUCAUCAGAGAAUUCACACUGGAGUAAAACCAUAUAAAUGUAAAGAAUGUGGAAAAUCCUUCAGUCAGAGCUCCUCUCUGAAUGAGCAUCAUCGGAUCCAUACCGGAGAGAAACCCUACGAGUGUGACUAUUGCGGAGCAACCUUCAGUCGCAGCUCGAUCCUUGUAGAGCACCUAAAAAUUCACACUGGAAGAAAAGAAUAUGAAUGUAAAGAAUGUGAAAAGACAUUUAAAAGUAAUUCGGGCCUCCUCCGACAUCGGGGAUUUCACUCUGGAGAUUAAUUCUCAGGCUACAGUAAAGUGGGGGGAAAUGUAAUCAAAACUGUCCCUUAUUAGAGACCCGGAUGUAAAUUCGCACCACAUUGAUUAGUUGCUGCAACUUCGAUGGGUUGUCAGCUAGGAAGAACGGACUUUUCCCCAUUCACCUUUCUCUGCAAGGACGGUAACUUUUGGGAGAUGGUCAUUAGGGCUGGUAAAGUCAUGUGGAAAGUGAAAAUAGUAUGAGAUGUAAAGUGACUGUAAAAGGCUAAAUAUGAAUGUAAAAGGCAGGGAGGUGUGCCCAAGACCCACCCUUUUAACCUCUUCGGAAGAUUUCCCUCUCGUCUGGCGUCCCCUUGCACUGCCAUACGGUGCAAUAGAGAACUUGAUUGUGGUCAUACAUCACCUGCAUUCUGUCCCAGUUUGCCAGCCAGGCCGCUCUGUCACCUUGGGCAAGUUUGACCUUCCUGAAUUUCAGUUUCUGAACUGGCAGAACAAAAGGUUGGGAUUGAUCAUUUCUGGGGGCGGGGCGGGGGGGAGGUUUGUUUUGUUUGUGGGGUUUUUUUUUUGUACCUCAUUUUCUGAAGCUGUGGAAAUAAGUCAAACAUUUUUGAUUCAUUGGAACUUUCAAGUUUCUGUAGUAGCAAAUCACUCAUUUAGAAUGCUGAACUUCUGGCUUCAUGAGACUAGUGUCCUCUUUGAAGACUGGAUGCCUUGACUACUUGAAUACUUGAUGCUGGAAUGCUGCAAACAGGAACAAGUCAGUGAAGCUGAAACAAGUUUGCCUUCAGGGAAUGUUUUCACUGGACAGAGCACCCCAACCUGGUUUUCCUUGGGCAUUGGCUGAGAGCAUUGAGAUUCUAGAGGGCGUGCACCUGAGCCAGCUCAGACAAGAGAGUGACAGUCCUAGGAAAAUGGAUUGGGGGGUGGGGAUGGGGGUGGGGUGGGAGGAAAUGGGUGCUGAAACAGCUAUUCUGGAUGGGUUGCCUUUUGCAACGUAGAAUUAUAUUUUUCUAAAAUGUUGCCUAUUAGCUAAGUGCAGCUUCCUGUAAUUGGAGUGUAAACCUUCUGUAUGGCAAAGGUCACAAGCUAAAGUUGGGCCCUUUGACAUGUUUUAGUUGGUCUGCAGGGUAAGGUUGUGUGUGUGUGUGUGUGUGCGUGUGUGUGUGUAAUUAGUUGUCACCAUUUAAAAGACAGGAAAUUUCAUACCAAAAAAAAGGCUUGUCUUGAAAAAUAAAAGGGAUGACAACACUAGGCCCAGGCUUCAGUGGGACAGCCAGGUGGUUUGGGGCCGCAGCUGCUACCUUUAACAGGGAAUCUACUACUUGCCAAGUUCUCUGUUAUGUAACCUGACUUGCCCACUGUAGGAAUUUGAUAUUCUGACCCCCUACCACCUGGAGAAUGCAUGUUCUGAAAUCGAAAGCCACCCUAUUGAUAGUCAGUAAAAUUCAGGAGAGGGAAUUAGAAAUGAUAACACGAAAUUUUCACUUAAGUUUUCUGUUGUGAGAUUAGACCUCAAGAGAAUAGAAGAUACAGAUAUUAGUGGGUUUUUCCUUAUUAAUUUCAUUGGCGGAGUCAGAAUAAUAGUUU